Molecule: messenger RNA, 1875 nt
Organism: Parascedosporium putredinis
Lineage: Eukaryota; Fungi; Ascomycota; Sordariomycetes; Microascales; Microascaceae
Source: the annotation of a GenBank genome assembly
AUGGCGAGCGGACCAGCUAAACUCUACCGCUCUUUGGACUCGGCCGGCGGGGAGAUACGAGUUCUCCAGAUCCAUCCGGCCCCAAGUGACAAGCCCAUCUCCGCAAUCUUCACCUACCUCCACCUCGGCCGACCACAUCCCCAGGGCGCCGCCUUUGACGCGCUCUCUUACAUGUGGGGCGACGUCACAGACAAGACCCAGAUCCAGCUCGACAACGAGCCCUUCACCAUCUCGAAACGCCUCGCGGCCAUCCUCACCACCCUGCGGCGGGAAACCGAACCCCUCGUCAUCUGGGUCGACGCCGUGUGCAUCAACCAAGAUGACUUGGUCGAGCGCGCAGCGCAGGUCCAGCUCAUGCGGCGCAUUUACAGCAAGGCAGACCUAGUCCGCGUCUGGCUAGACGAGGACAUUGACAUAAGCAGCCCCGGCUUCACCAAGUUGGCCGGACUGAACGCUGGAAGCACCAUCCAAGAUCUCGGGGCAAGUCCUGCUCUGUGGGAUCCCGUGCUCGCCAUUUUUCAGAGCGCGUACUGGAAGCGGGUGUGGAUUCAGCAGGAGAUCAGCAACGCCUCUGCCGUGUCCAUCCACUGUAAGGAAAACACGCUGUCGGUCGCCUCGCUCAUCCACUACCUGCGAUUAUGCGACGAGAUCCAGCUGAGCAACGUCAUGCAGUCCUCGUGGUGGGACUGGGGCACCAAAAAGCCCUCCGUUAUUCUCCCCGCGAGGUUCGCUCCUCCCGAGCACGGCGCCGACGCAACCCUUUCCCAAGGCACCACCCUGUCGCCACAGGAUCUAGACCUGCUAUACACCCUACAAAACGUCAACUCCCUAAAAUGUACGGAUGAGCGGGACCGCGUCUACGGCGUCAUGUUCCUCGUCAAGGACCACGCCGAGGGCGACAUCGUCGUCGACUACUCUUCAGCGUGCCUCGCAUUCCUAUUAUUCGCAAACUUGUUCCACGCCCAGCAGCAAGGUGCGGACGCGGGCCCGACCUGGGUGCCCGACUGGAGGCACGGACAUGGCUCCGGUAUGGAGAGCAAACUGCCCCUACUAAAGAAGGCCGGCCCUGGUUCGCGGGUGCCAGGGUCGAUAUCGGCGGAUGGCCUCACGCUGACGGUGACGGGCGCGAAGGUCGGCGUGGUGGAUCGUAUCUUCAAGGACGAGUUCGAGGUGGACGUGUUGAGCCAGUCGCUGCUUCAUUUUGUAAGCACCUGUCGAGAAAUGACACGUCUAGCCGGACGGCAGACGGAAAAUUCACCCGGCGGCAGCGGUGAUGCAGAUGAGACGGGUACCGACGAGUGGAAAGCCGUGGUCCGAACCCUCGCCAUGGCGGACUUCAUCGCGCAGUUCGACAAACCUGGCGCUCGGGACGCCAUCUACGCCAGUGCUGCUAAGCUCGUGGAGGCCGCGAAUCUCGAGGAGGAUGGCUUCGACGCAUCGACCUACCCGCUUCACCGGUUUUCGGGCAUGAACGAGGGCCAUUUCAAGGAAGCCAAGGUGUUGGUCAUGUUUGCAUGGUGGGCCAUGAUCUCUUACGUGCCCUUUGUCACGAGUGUCGGCACGCCGGGACUGGUGAGGAAGUGGGCGGAGCCCGGCGAUGAAAUCUGGCUGGUCGAGGGGUCGUUCUCAGCUGGCCAGUGGGACUGGGAAUCAUCCUUCUUCCUGGUGAGGAUCUCGAGGCAGCCAAACGGAUCAAUGGCACCCAUGAGCAAGUGGAUAUACCACGGCUUCUCGCUCCACGUCGAGCUCCCUUCGACCUCGGUCACGCCAUCCUUGGACAAGUAUAUACUGUGGCUGGUGGGAAGCAACCUUCCGGGAUGUCGCGCGUUCCACAAGACCAUGUUGAUAAACAUGAGCGAGGCCUCGAACACGUAA